This is a messenger RNA of Sipha flava (yellow sugarcane aphid), 1946 nucleotides long. It is a transcript of the gene RtcB, whose product is annotated as tRNA-splicing ligase RtcB homolog. Gene Ontology annotation, biological process: tRNA splicing, via endonucleolytic cleavage and ligation. The coding region runs from base 135 to 1655 and encodes 506 amino acids. Gene Ontology annotation, cellular component: nucleus; tRNA-splicing ligase complex. The record is from RefSeq and is a predicted model, not a curated record. Lineage: Eukaryota; Metazoa; Arthropoda; Insecta; Hemiptera; Aphididae. Gene Ontology annotation, molecular function: RNA ligase (ATP) activity. The transcript is spliced from 10 exons.
AAAUAAAAUGUAUACAGUGUUCGAAAUGUUGGUAAAUUAUUUAUUUAAUUUCGGAUUAUAGGUUUACUUUUAGGUACUUCUUUCAUAUAAUAAUAAUUUUAAAGUACUUAUCUGUGAAAUUCAAAUCAGUUAUAAUGGUUGUAAGACCAUAUAAUGAAGAACUAGAAUAUCUAGAAAGAAAAACUCCCUUUAAAUGGGAAAUAAAAAAAGGAUUUCAGCCAAAUAUGAAGGUCGAAGGAGUUUUUUAUGUUAAUACAUUUUUGGAAAAACUGAUGUUGGAAGAAUUGCAAAAUUCAUGUCGACCGGGCAUGAUUGGUGGUUUUUUACCAGGUGUCAAACAAAUCGCUAAUGUUGCUGCAUUACCAGGCAUUGUGCAUAAAUCUAUUGGUCUGCCAGACAUACACUCUGGUUAUGGAUUUGCUAUAGGUAAUAUGGCUGCAUUUGAUAUGGAUGACCCUCAAUCUAUUGUUUCUCCUGGUGGAGUUGGAUUUGAUAUAAAUUGUGGUGUACGAUUACUUCGCACAAAUUUAUUUGAAAAAGAUGUUCAACCUGUCAAAGAACAAUUAGCUCAAAGCAUGUUUGAUCACAUUCCUGUUGGUGUGGGUUCUAAAGGAAUUAUUCCUAUGAAUGCGAAUGAUCUAGAAGAAGCACUUGAAAUGGGAAUGGAUUGGUCUUUACGAGAGGGUUAUGCAUGGGCUGAAGACAAAGAACAUUGUGAAGAGAAUGGUAGAAUGUUAAAUGCAGAUUCUUCAAAAGUGAGCAUGAGAGCCAGGAAACGAGGUUUACCCCAGUUAGGAACGUUAGGAGCAGGCAAUCAUUAUGCAGAAAUACAAGUUGUUGAUGAAGUUUAUGAUAAAUGGGCUGCAAAAAAAAUGGGCAUUGAAAAUAUUGGUCAAGUAUGUGUUAUGAUACAUUCUGGAAGUCGUGGAUUUGGUCAUCAAGUAGCAACAGACGCUUUACUUGAAAUGGAAAAAGCAAUGAAACGUGAUCAAAUUGAAGUUAAUGAUAGACAAUUAGCUUGUGCUCGUAUAAAUUCCAAUGAAGGUCAGAACUAUUUGAAAGCUAUGUCAGCUGCUGCAAAUUUUGCUUGGGUUAACCGAAGUUCAAUGACAUUUUUAGCACGACAAGCGUUUGCAAAACAAUUCAAAUUGACACCAGAUGAUUUAGACAUGCAUGUUAUAUAUGACGUAUCUCAUAAUAUUGCAAAAAUGGAACAACAUUAUAUUGAUGGAAAACUUAAACACUUAUUAGUUCAUAGAAAGGGAUCAACUAGAGCCUUUCCACCAUAUCAUCCUCUUAUUCCAGUUGACUACCAACUAACUGGUCAACCAGUAUUAAUUGGUGGAACUAUGGGUACCUGUUCAUAUGUGUUAACAGGAACCGAACAGGGCAUGAACGAAACAUUUGGAUCUACAUGCCAUGGAGCUGGACGUGCACUAUCUAGAGCAAAGUCAAGACGGAAUAUAGACUAUAAUGAUGUACUUGAAAAAUUGUCCCAACAAGGUAUUUCUAUUCGAGUAGCUUCACCAAAAUUAGUAAUGGAAGAGUCUCCAGAGUCCUAUAAAAAUGUUACUGAUGUGGUGAAUACUUGUCAUGAAGCAGGAAUUAGCAAGAAAACAGUAAAAUUGCGACCAAUAGCUGUUAUUAAGGGAUGAAAAUGAAAUCUAAUUUAAUUUUCAUUUAUAUUUUGUAUUAUAAAUUGCAUUUAUACUUGUCUGUAAAAAUAAUAAUAUUAAAUUAAAAUAAUAAAAAAAUUAAUUUUAUUAUAUAGGUAAUUUAAACAUAGAUUUUUGUGGGGGUUAUAGGCAAUCUAGGAGGGUUAAGUACCUUCUAUUUACGCCUAUGAUGCUGAAUUUAUACAUAAUUUAUUGUUUUCAGUUGUGCUAUUGCAUUUUUUACUUGCAUCAUGCACAUAACCAAAAUAUCAACUUGAGUUGUAUUUGAAU